AUGCGAGUCGUUGUAACAGGGGCAUCUGGUGUUCUUGGGUCGGCCGUCUAUAAUGCAUUUCAACAAAGAAAUCAUCAAGUCCUUGGUCUGGCCUAUUCACGGCCCACAGGAACAUUGAAAAAACUCGAUCUAUUAGAUGAGGGGGAGACUAGGCAGACAUUCACCAAUUUCAGUCCUGAUUGGGUCAUCCACUGUGCAGCAGAGAGGAGGCCUGACGUGGCUGAGAAGGACCCAGACGGUGCUCGUAAGCUCAAUGCUUCAGUGCCGGCACAUCUGGCGGAACUUUCGAAAGAGUUACAUUUCACCCUGAUUUACAUAUCCACUGAUUACGUCUUCGAUGGGACGUCUCCUCCCUACACUCCCUCUUCCAAGACAAAUCCGUUGCAGCUGUAUGGAGAAAGCAAAUUGGGUGGCGAGGUCGCUAUCUUAGGUGUAGAUGGUGCCCAGGCCGUUGUACUGAGAGUGCCUGUUCUAUACGGGCCAGCACCAAAGAACUCUGACUCCGCUAUCAACGUCCUUCUGGACGUCGUGCAAGACCAGUCCGGAAAGCAAUACCAGAUGGAUCACUAUGCAACGCGCUAUCCCACCAAUGUUGUGGACAUAGCUUCCUUCUUAGUCAGAUUAUCGGGAUUCAAACAGCCUAUCCCUCCUAUUUUACACUACUCCGCUGACGAACCCUUCACCAAAUACGAAAUCUGUCUCAUUUUCUCGAAGAUCUUGGGUCUCUCGCACAAACACAUAAUCGCUGACGCUGAUCCACCUACGGGUGCUGGAGCAACUACUCGACCAAGAGAUUGCCAUUUGUACACCAGAGAAACCGAAGAUCUCGAUGUCCCUGGAGGUUUAGACUGCUCGUUAUUCGAGGAGUGGUGGACGCAGCACCUGUCAAAGUCAUCUUAA
Messenger RNA from Serpula lacrymans var. lacrymans S7.9, 900 nucleotides. RefSeq lists its product as uncharacterized. Gene Ontology annotation, biological process: S-adenosylmethionine biosynthetic process. The transcript is spliced from 8 exons. Gene Ontology annotation, molecular function: methionine adenosyltransferase regulator activity. NCBI's taxonomy places the organism in Eukaryota, Fungi, Basidiomycota, Agaricomycetes, Boletales, Serpulaceae. Gene Ontology annotation, cellular component: methionine adenosyltransferase complex. The record is from RefSeq and is a predicted model, not a curated record. Bases 1 to 900 code for a protein of 299 amino acids.